This is a messenger RNA of Myodes glareolus (Bank vole), 754 nucleotides long. NCBI's taxonomy places the organism in Eukaryota, Metazoa, Chordata, Mammalia, Rodentia, Cricetidae. The record is from RefSeq and is a predicted model, not a curated record.
GCGCUCAUGACGUCAUACGUAAGGACCCUGACGGAUUACAAGAACGUGAUGACGAAAGACGUUCUCUCUUUGCCCCAUCUACUGCGAGAAUGAAGACCAUUCUCAGCAAUCAGACGGUCGACAUUCCAGAAAAUGUGGACAUAACUCUGAAGGGGCGCACAGUCAUUGUGAAGGGCCCCAGAGGAACCCUCCGGAGGGACUUCAAUCACAUCAAUGUAGAGUUGAGCCUUCUUGGGAAGAAGAAGAAGAGACUCCGGGUUGACAAAUGGUGGGGCAACAGGAAGGAACUGGCCACCGUCAGAACCAUCUGCAGCCACGUUCAAAACAUGAUCAAGGGUGUUACACUGGGCUUCCGCUACAAGAUGAGGUCCGUGUAUGCUCACUUCCCCAUCAACGUCGUUAUUCAGGAGAAUGGGUCUUUGGUUGAAAUCCGAAACUUCUUGGGUGAAAAAUACAUCCGCAGGGUUCGGAUGAGGACAGGCGUUGCUUGUUCUGUCUCUCAAGCCCAGAAGGAUGAAUUAAUCCUUGAAGGAAAUGAUAUUGAGCUUGUUUCAAACUCAGCGGCUCUGAUACAGCAAGCCACGACAGUUAAAAACAAGGAUAUCAGAAAGUUUUUGGAUGGUAUCUAUGUGUCUGAAAAGGGAACAGUGCAGCAGGCUGAUGAGUAAGACCUAAGUUACCAGCUCCAGAAACAAGAUCCUGAAUGUUAAUGCGAUUUGGGGUGUAUUUUGGGACAAUAAAAGACUUGUAUUGA